This is a messenger RNA of Bursaphelenchus okinawaensis, 599 nucleotides long. The record is from the annotation of a GenBank genome assembly. NCBI's taxonomy places the organism in Eukaryota, Metazoa, Nematoda, Chromadorea, Rhabditida, Aphelenchoididae.
AUGGUUCAGGAAAUCAAGGUGAAACAUGACCAUGUUUGGGCAGUGUUGCUUCUCAAAUUCCGCAAUCCCGGCAACGCAACAAGAGCGACGAAGGAAAUAUGCAGUGCUGUAAGGCCUUCAGUUGUCUCUUACGACACCACAAAAGUUUGGUUCCACAAGUUCAAAAACGGUGACUUUGACCUGUCCGAAAAGUUCGAUAUGGUAGACCAUCAGCGUUGAAGAAACCCCACUUUCUGAAGCUGAUUGAAGAAGACCCCAGACAAACCUGUACUCAUUUGACUGUAGAGCUUCAGUGUGAUCCUUCUACCAUAUUAACUAGACUUCACGCCCUUUAGAAGAUCAUGGAAAUAUGGUCAAGGGGUUCCACAUGAUUUGAACAGCGGCCAGCUGAAACGCUAAGUGGAAGUUGCACUUAUUUGUUGAUGUUCCCAAGGACCUUUGCAUGGCUUGGCAAUUUGGUUACUGGGGAUGAGAAGUGGGUACUGUAUGUUAAUCACACCAGGAAGAAACAAUGGCGUGGACGUAGAGAACAGAGUGUAUCAACUCCAAAACCUGAUCUACAACCGCUGCAGUGGCCACUGGAGGAGAUGAUCAGAUAA